Symbiodinium sp. CCMP2592 is the source of this 2457-nucleotide messenger RNA. The record is from the annotation of a GenBank genome assembly. Lineage: Eukaryota; Dinophyceae; Suessiales; Symbiodiniaceae.
AUGCUCCUGUCGUCAAACAAAGCCUGGGAGCCGUGGUUUCCUGUGGGCAGCAAAGGUCUUGCCGGUGGAGCCCUAGGGCUGGCGGCUCUGAAGCGUUUUGCCAUCGAUGGUCCGCCGGAAUUCGAUCCGGCGCCUGCAUCGCUGAAGGGCAAGACGGUGGUCAUCACCGGCGGAAACACCGGUCUUGGCAAGGAAUCCGCUUUGCGGCUCGCCAAGGCUGGAGCUACAGUCGUGCUGACGGCCCGAAGUGAGGAGAAGGGUCGCAAGGCCUUGGCGGAUGUGAAGGCCGCAUCCGGCAAUGAGGAUGUUCACUUCCUCCAGCUGGACCUGGCAGACCUGGAAAACGUGAAGUCCUUCAAACAGCGCUUCACGAAAGAACCGUAUGGUGGCGGAAAAAUCGAUGUGCUCAUGAACAACGCAGGGGUCAUGGCCAUCCCAGAGAGAAAGGAGACGAAGAACGGGUUUGAGCAGCAGCUUGGAGUCAACCAUCUCGAUUAUGGUGGUGAGCUCGGUGUGGGAACCAGUCUCGGCGGACGGCAAGUUGCGGAUGGGAGCUUGCAGUCUUUGCGUUUGGCCAAGGCCAUGGACACCAGUCAUGCGCCGUCCUGGUUGCAGCGAAGCAUUCAUGCCACUCCAGUCCUUGUGGCGCAGACGCUCUACAAGAUGAAAGGGCAGACUCCGCACAUUGCUUUCGUCGGGAGAUCCAACGUCGGCAAGUCCACACUGUUGAACAUGCUGCUGCAUCGUCGGCCUUCUCCUGUUCCUGAGCACUGGAGCAACAGUAAGAAGUUGCACUUACCCACGGCGGCCCCUGUGUCGCACACGCCGGGAAGGACUCGGCACUUGUUCCGCUUUGAGCUUGGUGGAACGCUAACAUUGGUGGAUCUGCCGGGCUAUGGACACGCCGCGAAGACUCCAAAGGAGGUCAAGGAAAGUUGGAGGGAGCUGGUUGACGGAUAUUUGACUAAUGCAGAUCAGCUCCGCCUAGUCGUUUCCUUGGUGGACGGCAGAGUGGGCGUGAAGCGAUCAGACGAAGAGCUGUGGGAGCUCCUGGAAGAACGGCAGCGGCAGCUUAUGGUGGUGCUCACCAAGGUUGACCAAUGUUCGCCAGAAAUGCUCAACAGGACCAUGGCACAUGUCGUGUCUCUUCUGGAGAUGAAGAAAGCGACUUUCAUCUGGCCCUACGUGCAUGCAGUCAGUGGUCUUCAUGGCCAUGGGGUUGACGAGCUGAGGGCAUCCGUAAGCUUAGUAGCCUCAGACUAUGCGGCUCGAAAGCAGAGCAAGAAAAACAAGGCAACCGCUGCGAUUCCACAGGCGCUCACCGGCGAACUUUUGCCUUUGUUGGAGAAGGCGAAGGACGGAGCCCGGGUCAUCGCGGUAUCGAGCACCGCGCACCUGGGAGCCAACAAGGAGCUCAUGACAGGAGACCUCAUGGCACCUGAACGAUACACUCAGUGGGGUGCAUACUGCCAGUCAAAGCUGGCCAACGUGCUCUUCGCAAAAGAGUUGGACCGAAAGUUCAAAAAGGCGGGCAUCAAUGCUACUGCUGUAUCCUGCCAUCCCGGCGGCGUGGACACGGACCUCCAGAGAUGGACGGUGACUGCAGAUGGUGACCCACAGAAGGCCACCCAACUUCGCAAGGACUGCAUCAGCAGCUGCUCGAUAUUCGUAUGUCUCAAGUUGCACAAUGCCUUUUUGGCAGAAUCUCCUACCGAUGCAGUGCUGGCUCUUCGUGGCUGCCGAUCCUGCUCUAUCUUCACGCUUCUUCAGGACACGCCUGCCGCUGAUGCGUUUAUCAGCUUCGUGACUCGAUCCGUCCAGCUGGCCAUGGCGGACGAGCCGUCGCCGGACUUGCAGAGGGAGACUCCGGGUCCAGAGCAACCGCCACCCGGCAAGAGGGUUCCGGCUCCACCACCGAGCCUCCGGACGCAGAGGGCUAGGGCAAAGAAAGCGAGGGAGGAUGAGCCGCAUCGACCUGCUUGGGACGACAGGCAUCACCUCAACUUCAACGACGACAAUGCCGAGAAGCCGAAAAGGCUGCGGAGUUACUUCAGUCGGCCACAGUCUUUGCCAGAGCUGCGCGCAGAUGUGGAAAAAAGACCACAUGCGAAGUCAAUCCUCAAAAAGCUGGAGGCAGAGGAGGUGCCUGCACAGGUUCCAACCUUUGUAUCUGCAGAUGCAGGGCCAGCCGUUUGUCCGACCCGUCAUGUAGCAGGAGGUGUCAUGAUUGACCGCGAUGGGACGCAAUGCCCCUGGAACAACCGAUGGCAAGCCGGAGUCCACAUCCUGAACGAGCAGAUGCAUCCAUUGCACCGCUCCUCCUUCGCCACGAAGAGCUUAUUUGAAACCGCACCUUCGCAGAGGUGGCGACGACACCUCGAUGUGCAGAACGAGUGCGGAUCCUGGCGUUCCAUGAUCACCUCAAAGGGUGCGAGGUUUCCACCACUGGGGGUCUAA